GAACAUAGUCAGUCCGCAGUACCGGCUAGAGAUCACAAGCAGCCACCCGCAGCAACAUGUUCAAGCUGAUCGUUCUUCUCGCCACCUACGUCGCCUACGCGUCCGCCGGCCUCUAUUCCGGAUACGGAGGGCUCUACGGCUACGGCGGCGGUUACGGCUACGGCGGCGGUUACGGCUUGGGUCAUGGUGUUGCGGCGAUCGCAGCACCUGCGGUCACAUACGCGCACGCUCCGGUUGCGACCAGUUACGCCAAUACGUACAAGGUCGCGGUAGCUCCGACGAUUGCAGUAGCUCCAAAAGUCGCGGUUGCACCUGCCAUCACUAAGGUCGCGUAUGCCGCACCUGCCGCUAUCGCGAAGGUGGCUUACGCGCCGACUUAUGCAGCGCCAGCGGUGAGCUACGGUCACUAUGGAUACACGAUUCCUCCAUCGGUCACAUACCUGAAUUCUCUCGGAUACGGUCAUGGAUACGGUCUCGGUUAUGGUUAUGGACUCGGCUAUGGUCAUGGCUAUGGAUAUUACCAUUGAAUGUAAUAAUAAUACCACCGAACACCAAAGUCUUCCGGGGCGUGAUCGCCCUUUUUCGACGAGUACGACUGUAACGAUAGACUCUCUGGCAACUCGCCAGUCUGUUCACACUGCCACGAACUCCGUCAUCGGCUAUGUAUAUGAGAUGUUUAUAUAAUAUAUAAAUUUUCAUCUUUUAAAUCUC
Pseudomyrmex gracilis is the source of this 711-nucleotide messenger RNA. Its product is annotated as cuticle protein 64-like. The record is from RefSeq and is a predicted model, not a curated record. Bases 57 to 527 code for a protein of 156 amino acids. The transcript has 3 exons. NCBI's taxonomy places the organism in Eukaryota, Metazoa, Arthropoda, Insecta, Hymenoptera, Formicidae.